AAACUGAAACUUAAGAGCAGCUGAGCUGUCGUGUGUUUGUUUCUCUGUACUCUUGCAGUAAAAUGGCAGAAGCCAGAUUUUCUCAGGAGGAGUUCUUGUGUGCAGUGUGUCUGGAUCUCCUGAAGGAUCCUGUGACUACUUCCUGUGGACACAGUUACUGUAAGAUCUGUAUUACAGGCUGCUGGGAUCAGGAGGAUCAGAAGAGAGUCUACAGCUGUCCUCAGUGCAGACAGACCUUCAGUCCAAGACCUGAUUUAGCUAGAAACACCAUGCUGGCUGAAGUGGUGGAGAAACUGAAGAAGACCAGACUCUCUGCUGACUGUGACGCUGGAGCUGGAGAUGUUCAGUGUGACGUCUGUACUGACACAAAGUACAAAGCCGUCAAGUCUUGUCUGGUGUGUCUGAACUCUUACUGUCAGAAUCACCUUGAACAACAUGAGAUUUUCUUUAAAGGGAAAAGACACAAUCUGACUGAAGCCACUGGACGACUGCAGGAGAUGAUCUGCCAGAAACACGAGAAGCUCCUUGAGGUUUUCUGUCGCACUGACCAGAAGUGUAUUUGUGUGCUGUGUAUGGAUGAACAUAAAAACCAUGACACUGUGUCAGCUGCAGCACAGAGGGCAGAGAAACAGAAACAGUUAAAGGACGUGCAGAGGACAAUCCAGCAGAGAAUUCAGCAGAGAGAGAAAGCUCUUCAGCAGCUGAGAGAGGCUGUGGAGUCUCAUAAGUGCUCGGCACAGACCGCAGUGGAGGACAGUGAGAGGAUCUUUACUGAGCUCAUCUGCUCCAUUGAGAGACACCGCUCUGAGGUGACACAGCGGAUCAGAGAUCAGGAAAAGACUGCAGUGAGUCGAGCUGAAGAACAACUGAAACAACUGGAGCAAGAGAUCAAUGAUCUGAGGAAGGGAGACGCUGAGCUGGAACAGCUUUCACACACAAGAGAUCACAUCCUUUACCUGCAGAUUUCCCAGGCUCUAUCGGCACUAGCUGAAACUACAGACAUGGCCAACAUUCCCUUCAGUUCUCUCUUCUGUUUUGAUGGUGUGAGAGAAUAUAUCCAACAGUUGAGAGGCAAAUUGGAGGAUUUCUGCAAAGAUGAGCUCAAAAAGACCUCUGACAGAGUCACAUUCACCAACAUUGUUCCCUUGACCAGGAAUGACUUCUUACAAUAUUCCCAUCAGCUCACUCUGGAUCUGAACACAGUGAGUAAAUUCCUCCAUUUGUCUAAGAGGAACAGAGUGAUUACCUUCAGUAAAACCUUCCUGCCGUAUCCUAAUCAUCCAGAGAGAUUUGAUCAUGUGUGUCAGGUGUUGUGUAGAGAGAGUGUGUGUGGACGCUGUUACUGGGAGAUUGAGUGGAGUGGACGAGAUGGGGUGCAUGUAUCAAUCUCAUAUAAGAGCAUCAGCAGGAAGGGAGACAGUUGUAAGAGCUGGUUUGGACGUAAUGAUCAGUCCUGGAGUUUGUACUGCUCUCCUGACAGAUUCUCAUUCAUACACAAUGACAUACAGACUGAUCUCCCUUUGAAUCCCAUCAGCAGUAGAAUAGGAGUGUAUGUGGAUCACAGUGCAGGAACUCUGUCCUUCUACAGCGUCUCGGACACAAUGAGUCUCAUCCACACAGUCCAGACCACAUUCACACAGCCGCUCUAUCCUGGGUUUAUCACUUCUUUUGGAUCAUAUGUGAAACUGUGUUGAUAAAUCAGAAACGAUUCUAGAAAGAUUCUAGCCAUACUCAGUGUUGGGAUGUAACAAAAUACAUGCAAAAUCCCCCGUGUUAAAUGUGCACUGCUCUGCAUCUGUCCAUUCUCAGAGUGUUAAAAGUAACACUGAAGCAGUGGUUAGUUCACUUUACACAGUAUUUCACUAGAAAGAAUCUCCAACAACUCGGUCUCAUUUGCAAAACACAUACACAACGGCGAUAAGGGAAUUAAUUAAAUUUAUUCAUUUAAAAGACGCUUCUAUCCAAAGCGACUUACACUAUGCACUAUUCAAGCUAACAGUUUUUACCUAACGUGUUCCUUGGGAAUCGAACCCACAACCUUGCGCUGCUAACGCAAUGCUCUACCACUUGAGCCACAAGAAUGACUUAAGAUUACAACUCCUGCCUCUGAAAUUUCCCUUCCCUUGUAUCUUGCUCUCUCAUUGGCUGUAGGUCAUAUGUAUACAUUAUGAUCUAUGUAUACAUUAUGAUUGAAUACAUAUACUCCAUAUAAUCAUAAUUGAAUCUAGAUUUAAAAUGACCAAAGAGAAAGCCAAACUGGGCCACAAUUACCCAGCAUGUCUUCACGCAGAAAUCAGCGCAUUGUCCUUGGCAAAUCCAGCCCAUGAGUUCACCCAUGAAUGUUAAGCUGAGGUCAGGGCCCUAAAUUAGUCUAAAUAAUAAAUAAAACAUGAAAGAAGCAAAUAAUAAUAGAUCUUAUUGAGUAUACGUACUGCAAAUGCAUUUAACAAUUAAUCUUUCAUUUUUUCU
Molecule: messenger RNA, 2469 nt
Organism: Carassius carassius (crucian carp)
Lineage: Eukaryota; Metazoa; Chordata; Actinopteri; Cypriniformes; Cyprinidae
Product: tripartite motif-containing protein 16-like
Exons: 6
Coding region: 63-1694 (543 amino acids)
Molecular function (GO): zinc ion binding; protein binding
Source: RefSeq, a predicted model, not a curated record